Messenger RNA from Meyerozyma guilliermondii ATCC 6260, 432 nucleotides. Its product is annotated as YqaE/Pmp3 family membrane protein. The coding region runs from base 1 to 432 and encodes 143 amino acids. NCBI's taxonomy places the organism in Eukaryota, Fungi, Ascomycota, Pichiomycetes, Serinales, Debaryomycetaceae. The record is from RefSeq and is a predicted model, not a curated record. The transcript has a single exon. Gene Ontology annotation, cellular component: membrane.
AUGCCUAAUCACCAGGUUCCAUUAAACGAUGUGCAAAAAAUUCUCUUGAUCAUCAUGGCGUGUGUUCUCCCUCCGUUGGCCGUGGGCUUGUUGAACUCACGCUGUGAUAUGAGACGUGAGCUUGUGGUUUCGAUAAUUUUGAUGUUUUUCGGUUUCUUCCCCAGCACGGUUUUCACGAUAUAUUGUAUUUUUGUUCAAUAUCCUCGCAAUUUGGCAGACCAUAAUGGAUACCGGCCCAUUGACGAAGAAUCAGCUGACCAUCCUGAGCCCAUAACAAGCGAAACUAACGAAACGAGCCGCACUCCUCUCAACACUCCUCAACUAGUAGACUCACCAAUUCCUAGUAGCCUGGAAGCUCCUCCCCAUUAUGACGAUAUCAUGGUUCAACCUCGCGACAACAAGAGUAGCGGCGACCACAAGGUGCAGCAGUAG